AUGUUUUCGUGUUUUCAUGAUCAGGCGUCUUCGCCCUUUGAUAGUUGUUCACAUUCCAGAUCAACUCUUCGGUUAUACUACCAAAAUGUGAGAGGUUUGCGCACCAAAAUCGACGAACUUUUUCUGGCAGUUUCGGAUCCUGAGUACGACGUUAUAGUGCUCACUGAGACGUGGUUGAAUGACGAAAUCACAUCGGUGCAGCUAUUUGGUCAUCAUUAUAACGUUUAUCGUCGUGAUCGUGACCCUACUAUCACUGGUCUAAGAAGAGGUGGCGGUGUUCUUGUUGCUGUUUCCAACCGUUUUACAUCCUUCCCUGUCACCGUUGUUAACGAAACCGAACUGAACGUCGAGCAUUUGUGGGUGGCUAUUGAGACUAACCAGAGAAAGAUCUAUAUUGGCGUUGUUUACCUCAGUCCAGACGAUGCUAGCGAUCCUUCAAUUUUGGAUUCCCAUCUGAACUCAGCGGCCGCGAUAGCGGAUUCUUUACGACCCAACGAUCAGCACAUCCUGCUCGGCGAUUAUAAUCAACCUCUACUCAGUUGGAUAAAAAAUUCCGCAAAUUUUGCCUAUCCAGACCCCGCGAUUUCAUCAUUUACAACUUGCUCUUCCGCCCUAUUAGACGGGAUGGAUCUUUUGGGUAAUCGGCAGAUGAACCUUGUCACCAACUCUCGUGGCCGCAUCCUUGACUUGGUUUUUAUCAAUGAAUUCGCUGCAGAAAGUUGCAGCGUUUCGACCGCCAUGGAACCAUUGAUAGAAGCAGAUCUUCAUCACCCACCGUUAUUGAUUGCGUCAACCUACACUGGAACCACACCGUUUGAUAGCGCAACUGACACAUGUUCAUUGAAUUUUUAUAGAGCUGAUUUUGCACAAAUAUCCCAAAUAUUGUUAUGCACCAACUGGUCGUUCAUCGAGAAUGUCACUGACGUAGAUCAGGCUGUGGACUUUUUUACCUCUACGUUACACGAGUCAUUUCGAGAUCACGUCCCAUUGAAGCGUCCUCUACGUAAACCACCUUGGUCUGAUGCACAUUUGCGUACGCUGAAACGCAGAAGAGCUGCUGCUAUAAGACGCUUGUCGCGUGAUAAAAAUCCAUUCAAUAAACGCAGGUUUGGUAUUGCAAGCAAUGAGUACAAACGCUACAAUCGACUCCGAUACUCACAACACGUUGAGCGCAUGCAAAUUAUGUUGAAGCACAACCCGAAACGUUUUUGGUCUUUUGUCAACGAGAAGCGAAAGGAAACCGGGUUCCCAUCGGAGAUGUUUUUAGGCGAGCAUAAAUCGUCUAGUUUGGAACAGACGUGUAAUCUUUUUGCUGAACAUUUCGCCAGCGUUUUCAGUACUUCGCAUGCCUCGUCUACUAAAAUCGCAAGAGCCCUGCGGUACGUUCCUAGCAACAUGCUCAAUCUAACGGGAAUUAUUUUCUCGGAGGAUGAAGUUAAAGCAGCGAUAUCAAAGCUAAAACCGUCUUCAGCUGUAGGACCUGAUGGAAUUCCGUCUAAUAUUUUGAAAAAUUGUGUUGAGGCUAUGUUGAAGCCACUGUCAGCUAUCUUCAACCUGUCCAUUCGCACUGGUUAA
Molecule: messenger RNA, 1575 nt
Organism: Uranotaenia lowii
Lineage: Eukaryota; Metazoa; Arthropoda; Insecta; Diptera; Culicidae
Exons: 1
Coding region: 1-1575 (524 amino acids)
Molecular function (GO): catalytic activity
Source: RefSeq, a predicted model, not a curated record